GAGCAGAUAAGAAGUAUUCUCCCGACAGGUGUCAGCCUUCAGAUUUUGGCAACAGAGUCGGCCCAAGAUCACGGAUCUCUUCAAAAUGGUGGUUUGUUGUUGAUUAAUAAAUCUUGUCAGCUCUCCUAAAUUGACGAAGUUGGCGUUGCAGAGAAGUUGGGGCAUCCAUGGCGUCUGCUCUGAGUCUGAGCUCCUCGUUCAAACCAGCAUUGUUGACGACGACCGGAAAUGCCACUCUUGCUAAUACCACAAGAUCUUCCUCUUUCUUCCCUUACCUUGUUGGUUCACCUUCUCUCCCAAGCGUCGUCACUCUCAAAGUUCCUCGAAGGCCAUCAUCUGCACCAGUUGUCAGAGCAUCUUCAUCUUCUUCUCCUUCUUCUACUGCAGUGGCCGAGCCUGAAGGCAUCAAGAUAACUUCAGUGCCGACAAAACCGAUUGAAGGACAAAAGACCGGGACGAGCGGCUUGAGGAAGAAGGUUAAAGUUUUUAUGCAAGAGAAUUACCUCGCGAAUUGGAUCCAGGCAUUGUUUAAUUCUUUGCCGCCGGAGGAUUUCAAGAAUGGCGUGCUGGUAUUAGGAGGUGAUGGUCGCUUCUUCAAUCGAGAAGCUUCUCAGAUAAUUAUCAAAAUUGCUGCAGGGAAUGGUGUUGGGAAAAUUCUAGUUGGCAGGGAGGGUAUAGUGUCCACACCAGCUGUUUCAGCUGUCAUUCGGAAACGAAGGGCCAAUGGUGGUUUUAUAAUGAGUGCUAGCCAUAAUCCAGGGGGACCAGAAUAUGACUGGGGUAUCAAGUUCAACUAUAACAGUGGGCAGCCUGCACCAGAGUCCAUUACUGACAAGAUAUAUGGAAACACUCUUUCUAUUUCUGAAAUUAAAAUGGCAGAAAUUCCAGAUGUUGAUCUAACCUGUCUAGGGGUUACAGCUUAUGGCAACUUCAGUGUAGAAGUAAUUGACCCAGUUUCUGAUUAUCUAGAUCUAAUGAAGAAUGUGUUUGAUUUCCAGCUUAUUAGAAAUCUUCUCUGUCGGUCAGAUUUCAGGUUCAUAUUUGAUGCCAUGCAUGCAGUUACUGCUGCCUAUGCAAAGCCUAUCUUUGUGGAUAUGUUGGGAGCCAAUCCAGAUUCAAUUGCUAAUGGAGUGCCACUGGAAGAUUUUGGGCAUGGUCAUCCAGAUCCUAAUCUUACGUAUGCCAAGGAUUUGGUUGAUGUCAUGUAUUCUGAGAAUGGGCCUGAUUUUGGAGCAGCUAGUGAUGGGGAUGGUGAUAGGAACAUGAUUCUUGGUAGAAGUUUUUUUGUUACUCCCUCGGACUCUGUUGCAAUUAUUGCAGCCAAUGCACAGGCAGCAAUCCCUUAUUUUCGGAAUGGCCCAAAGGGUUUAGCUCGUUCUAUGCCUACCAGUGGUGCUCUUGAUCGUGUUGCUGAAAAGUUGAAUCUUCCAUUCUUUGAGGUUCCAACUGGUUGGAAAUUCUUUGGGAAUCUAAUGGAUGCUGGAAAGUUGUCAAUUUGCGGGGAAGAAAGUUUUGGCACCGGAUCCGAUCACAUCCGUGAAAAGGAUGGAAUAUGGGCUGUGUUAGCUUGGCUUUCAAUCCUUGCACACCGAAACAAAGACAAGAAAGUUGGAGAGAAACUAGUUUAUGUUUCUGAUGUUGUUAAGGAGCAUUGGGCAACUUAUGGAAGGAACUUCUUUUCUAGAUACGACUAUGAGGAAUGUGAAUCUGAAGGAGCCAAUAAGAUGAUAGGGUAUCUUAGAGAUUUGGUAUCUAAGAGCAAGGCAGGUGAAAAAUAUGGGAAUUAUGUCCUUCGAUUUGCGGAUGACUUCAAUUAUACAGAUCCUGUGGAUGGGAGUAUAGCAACCAAGCAAGGUAUUCGGUUUGUAUUUACAGAUGGAUCAAGAAUCAUAUUUCGUUUAUCAGGAACUGGUUCUGCAGGUGCAACUAUUCGAAUUUAUGUUGAACAGUUUGAGCCAGACGUGUCAAAGCAUGAUAUGGAUGCACAAAUGGCACUAAAACCAUUGAUAGAUCUGGCAUUAUCAAUUUCAAAGUUGAAGGAGUUCACUGGAAGGGAGAAGCCUACAGUCAUCACAUAAUGCAUUGCCUGCCACUGGCAUUCACAUAAUUGGUGGUAUUAAUGUUCAUGUUGGUAUAUUCUCUUAUUCAAUUUUGAUUACCAGGGUGGGUAAUCUUGCUCUGCCCACAAAAAAGCCAUUUGGUGGAUAAAGAGGUGGAAGAAAAAGGGGGAAAAUAAAACCAAAGAAGUGAAAUGAUUGUCUGUUGUAAAUAAGGUUUUUGUUUUUCUUGGUCUGAAUCUGAAGAAAAUCUGCUGAUAAGAACCAAUUGAACAUUUGAACCAUCUUUUCCUUAAUCUGUUCCAAGCUUUAUGGUGGGCAAGUAUUGUAACGCAAGUGGAAACUUCAAAAAGAUGUGUAAGUUGUUGCCCGAUGGUGGUUCCCCUCCAUGAUUACAUAUUUCAUAAGGAACUCUGGGAAUUUUAAUGCCAACCGUUUCAUUAAGAUAGUCUAUAACUGCAGUAUAUGGUAUUUGUGCACUGUGGCUACACUACAUAUUAUAAGAAAUUUUACUUAAUAAGAUGCAUUA
Nelumbo nucifera (sacred lotus) is the source of this 2586-nucleotide messenger RNA. Its product is annotated as phosphoglucomutase, chloroplastic. Gene Ontology annotation, cellular component: cytosol. Lineage: Eukaryota; Viridiplantae; Streptophyta; Magnoliopsida; Proteales; Nelumbonaceae. Gene Ontology annotation, molecular function: phosphoglucomutase activity; magnesium ion binding. The record is from RefSeq and is a predicted model, not a curated record. Gene Ontology annotation, biological process: carbohydrate metabolic process.